AUGAUUGAGCAGCAUUCGUUAACUUGCCAGUCGAUCUUUACGGCACACGGGCUGGGAAUCCUCAAAGCGGCAAUUCUCGACAGUGCACGACAUCACCGCAAAUUGCGUGAUGACCAGUUGUCUGGAAAAUUUGAGAAAAUAAGUCCGCCAAAGGAGCCCUCCACUGAUGGCGUCUUGGUUCACAACUUGUCCUCCCACCGUUUCACUCAGCAACAACUAGCCAUUCUAUCCUAUGACGCAAAGUUCAGCACAAGAGAUGCUCGACCAAAAGACUUUAUUGCAUCCUUCGAAUCGGCGCUCCAGAAGUGCGAGGCAGGCGAGGAGUGCAAAUACGCCAUGCGACAACAAGUGUCGACUUUACUCCUUCAACAUAAACGCCAGACGACGAUUUCUAAGGCAGAAGAUCGAGAACUUCUGAAAAUACGAAGACUAGAGGAUAUCUUCACCCUGCCCGCCGACCAGGGGCGCUCUACUGUUGUAAUGGAUAAGGCUGAGUACUGCAAAAAACUAGGCAACCUCUUGAUGGACGAGGAAGCUUAUGCGCCAUCGACUGUCAGCGAGUUCAAAAAGCUCGUUAACAGCAUAAACAAGACGAUCGGCAAGCUGAGGAAGGCGGGCGCUCUUACUAGAAGGGAAGCGCUGGCCGCAAAAGCCAGUGAUACCGCAAUGGCGCGCUUCUACGGCUUACCAAAGGUCCACAAGCCGGGAGUGCCGCUACGCCCCAUCGCCUCCUUACGUGGUACCCCAACCUUUGGGCUGUCAAAGUGGCUGUACCAGCGACUUCGUUUCCUUACCAAGGAUUCAGAGUGGACAGUGAAGUCGGCUGAAGAGUUUUUGGCACGCAUCAAACAUCUGGAAGUGGAGGCAGAUGAGGUGAUGGUGUCUUUUGACGUGAUCUCAUUGUUCACCUCCAUCCCACCCGCGCUGGCUAUCGACACUAUUGACGGUUUUCUCCGGGAAAAGUAUGAUGAGACCGAUCAACAGCUCAAACGAGUUCACAUCAUCGAGCUCCUAGAACUAUGUCUUAAGACGUUCUUUACAUUUAACGGCCAGGUCUACGAGCAAAAGAAGGGGACACCGAUGGGCUCGCCUCUAUCUGGAUUAAUUGCCGAAGCGGUUUUGCAGAGG
Messenger RNA from Spirometra erinaceieuropaei, 1128 nucleotides. The record is from the annotation of a GenBank genome assembly. Lineage: Eukaryota; Metazoa; Platyhelminthes; Cestoda; Diphyllobothriidea; Diphyllobothriidae.